AUGGAGCUCUCUCUUAAACCUUCAACUCGAAAGAUGAGGCAGACAAGUUUCUCUAUAUUAGUAGUUUUGGCACUAAGUAGUUUUACGGUGAUGGAAUCUCGGGAUCAAGGCAGCAUGGCAAAGGCAAAUAUCGAAUAUACAGCGAUUAACUGUCGAAAACAUAGCGCAUUUAUAACCGAAUUUGGAGCACUGGGUGAUGGAAAAACAUCAAACACAAAAGCGUUUAAUGAGGCCAUAACCAAGCUUGCUCCUAAGGCGGCCGACGGUGGAGUCCAACUCAUUGUUCCACCUGGGAAAUGGCUUACCGGGAGUUUCAACCUCACUAGCCAUUUCACUUUGUUCAUUCAACAAGGUGCAACUAUCCUUGCUUCUCAGGAUGAAUCAGAAUAUCCAGUGGUGGCCCCUUUGCCAUCGUACGGACAAGGAAGAGAUGCAGCAGGACCAACGUUUGCUAGUUUAAUCUCUGGCACAAACCUAACUGAUGUUGUUAUCACCGGUAACAACGGAACAAUCAACGGGCAAGGAAAAUACUGGUGGGUGAAGUAUCGUAGUGGUGGGUUUAAGUCGAUCACAAGACCUUACACAAUUGAAAUCAUGUUCUCUCAAAACGUUCAGAUCUCGAAUAUCACCAUCAUCGAUUCACCUGCAUGGAAUAUUCAUCCCGUGUAUUGCAACAAUGUCAUUGUUAAAGGGGUUACCAUUCUUGCUCCUAUCGACUCUCCUAACACCGAUGGAAUCAACCCGGAUUCAUGCACCAACACACUGGUAGAAGACUGUUACGUAGUCUCCGGCGACGAUUGCAUCGCCGUGAAGAGUGGUUGGGAUCAGUUCGGUAUCAAAGUCGGAAUGCCAACUCAGCAACUCUCGAUCCGACGUCUCACAUGCAUUUCCCCCGAUAGUGCUGGAAUAGCACUCGGAAGCGAAAUGUCCGGUGGAAUCAAAGAUGUUAGAAUGGAAGACAUUACGUUACUCCAAACACAAUCCGCUAUCCGAAUCAAAACCGCGGUUGGUCGUGGUGGUUACGUCAAGGACAUUUUCGCCCGGAGGUUCACAAUGAAGACGAUGAAAUAUGUUUUCUGGAUGAGCGGUGCUUAUAACCAACACCCUGCUUCGGGUUUUGAUGCCAAGGCUAUGCCCGAGAUUACGAAUAUUAACUACCGUGACAUGACCGCGGAUAACGUUACACAACCCGCGAGGCUCGAUGGACUCAACAACGAUCCUUUCACAAAGAUAUGUAUGUCGAAUAUAAACAUUGCUUUGGCUGCUGAACCCAAGAAAUUGCUGUGGAAUUGUACGAACAUAUCCGGAGUUUCGAGCAAGGUGACACCGAAACCGUGUAGCUUGUUGCCAGAGAAAGCUCCAAUGGACUGUGCUUUUCCGGUUGACAAGAUUCCUAUUGAAUCCGUUGUCUUGAACAAAUGCACUGCUUAG
Arabis nemorensis is the source of this 1431-nucleotide messenger RNA. The record is from the annotation of a GenBank genome assembly. Lineage: Eukaryota; Viridiplantae; Streptophyta; Magnoliopsida; Brassicales; Brassicaceae.